Magnolia sinica is the source of this 1773-nucleotide messenger RNA. RefSeq lists its product as uncharacterized. NCBI's taxonomy places the organism in Eukaryota, Viridiplantae, Streptophyta, Magnoliopsida, Magnoliales, Magnoliaceae. The record is from RefSeq and is a predicted model, not a curated record. Bases 61 to 1515 code for a protein of 484 amino acids. Gene Ontology annotation, cellular component: mitochondrial small ribosomal subunit. The transcript has 8 exons. Gene Ontology annotation, molecular function: structural constituent of ribosome.
ACCUCCCAAAACCCUCUCUCUCCCUCUCCUUCUCUCUCUCUCUCUCUCUCUCUCUCAAAGAUGCAGAAUCUAUUCCGAUCACUUCUCCGAACAACAACAUCAUCAUCACCGUUAGCGCGAAUCGCAAACCCCUCAAAUUCCCGAAUCCUGACGCAGCCAAUCCCAAUCCAAUCAAAACCCCUUUCUUCUCCUUCCCCAUCCUUCUGCUUCUAUUCCUCCAAAUCCUCAUCCUCAGCUUCCAAAUCCAAAGCCAAAUCCAAAUCCAAAUCCAAAUCCGCCAAAGACUCUCCCGCCAAACCCCCUGGAGAGUCCUCUUCCGGCCCUGCCGCCUCCGCGUGGACACAAGAAGAUCUCGCCGUCUCCGAUUCCGAAGACAUCUCUGGUGUCCUUGACCCCUCCACCUUCCAAGCCGAUCGGUCCCUCGACGUGGGCCCCAAUGGCCGCCCCCUCUUCACCUCCACCAAAUCGCUGUCCGAUCUCGGCCGCAAAGAUGUCCCUGUUUACGUAGACUUCAGGUUGGAGGAUUUGAGUGGAAUUUUGGGAGAGGGAUUGGCGUCAGGGAUGAAGAGGGAGUUCAAGAUGACGCAGCGUUGUGCAUUAUUGGUGCGCCAGAGCUUCUUAGACCUCCGUGAUAACUUCAGGCGGGUCGUUGAUCCUCCAUUACGGGCCAAUGGUAAAGGUCCAAAAGUUCUAAAGCAGAUCGUCUUGGAUGGUCCUGUUAGUUGUGGAAAAAGUAUUACACUUGCUAUGCUGGUACAUUGGGCUCGAAGUGAAGGUUGGCUAGUGUUGUAUGUCCCACAAGCUAGGGAGUGGACGCAUGGUGGAUUCUUUUAUAAACACCCAGAGACUGGUUUUUGGGAUACUCCUGUUCAGGCUGCUAAAAUUCUCCAGGAUUUUCUUAAAUGCAAUGAAUCUCGCUUGCAACAAUUGCCUUGCCAAAACUAUGAUCCUAUUCCGUUGGGGGAGGGUGCUGGUGUCGGGUGGAUGAAAGGGGUUGAUUCCAUGGCAAUGCCUGAAGGUUCUACAUUGUUUGACCUGAUUCAAACAGGGCUUUCUUACACACAUGCUGCAGUUGGAGUAGUAGUUCGUUUGAGGCAGGAGUUAUCAUUAGUAAAAGAUGUUCCUGUCCUUAUUGCAAUUGACCAGUAUAAUAGCUGGUUUACAUUCAGUGGAUAUGAGGAACCAGUAACACCUCGUUCUUGCCGUCCAAUCCAUGCAAGGGAAAUCUCAACGGUGAAUGCAUUCCGAUCUAUGAUGCAUGAUAACAUGAUGGUGGGGGCCUUCUCUCAUUCAACAGCUGUAGGAAAGUUACGUAAAGACCUGCCAAAUGUCCCAGUAGAUGCUCGCAUCAACUUGCCUCGCUACACCUUGGAUGAGGCUGCGACUGUUUGUCACUAUUAUCUUAGGCAAGGACUUGUAAACAGGGAUAAAUUUUCGGAAGAAAGAUGGAAGAAGAUUUACUACUUAUCUAAUGGAAAUGGCUCGGAGAUGAGGUUUUUGGUCCCUUUCAUCUGAAAACUCCAGCGAGAAUGAGUCGACAGCACUACAUCAGACUUCGCGGUGCAUCUUUUCAUCACAUGCCCUUUCGCGAAAGGGGUGUGGGACAACAUUCUGCCAGCUUUCAAAGUGCCGUGCUUUAUGCCAAGCUCUUUGGAGGCGUUGUUCUUAUCUUGGCGUGUAGGGGGGUCCUCACUCCAAGGAUAUCAGGUUUUGGCAUCUGGCACUAUUAGUGGUUUUGUGUUGUACAAGAAAUGAGAGAUGCUUCAGGGAUAG